Molecule: messenger RNA, 1899 nt
Organism: Neoarius graeffei (lesser salmon catfish)
Lineage: Eukaryota; Metazoa; Chordata; Actinopteri; Siluriformes; Ariidae
Product: F-box only protein 48
Exons: 3
Coding region: 113-577 (154 amino acids)
Biological process (GO): SCF-dependent proteasomal ubiquitin-dependent protein catabolic process
Cellular component (GO): SCF ubiquitin ligase complex
Molecular function (GO): protein binding
Source: RefSeq, a predicted model, not a curated record
GGUGUCCUGCUUGUCAAUAAACAAGACAUUUAAAGUGUGAUCUGUCACGAAAGGGAAACUAACUGGAGACCCUGGGGCUUUCGUUAAAAGGAGUGUAUGGCAAUGCAGAGAGAUGCCACAUGUCUCUAAAAGGAACCUCAACCCCCAUGCUAUUGGAGAAGAUGUCGUCUCCUUGAUGUCCAUCAGGAAUGGAAGACCUGAGCCGAACAUCAUGGAGAUGCUUCCAACAGAGAUGACUGUAAGGAUCUUCAGUGAGCUGGAUGUGAGGAGCCUGUGUCGUGCCUCAGUCACCUGCAAGCGCUGGAACGUGAUCAUCGAGAGCAGCGAUAACCUGUGGAGGAGCCACUGUCUGAGCGGGCUGGCUGUCUGCCGCAGGGAGGUGGACGGGGACCGGAGUGACGGAUUGUCCUGGAAGGUGACUCUGGUGCGUAAUUACCAGAAGAGCCGUGUGAAAAGAAGGUGGUUGAAUGGCAAGUACAGCAAUAUCUGCUGUGCUGAAGAUCUGCCCCUGAAUAGCAUGUGCCCUCUGGACGUGGAGACCUGGGGGGAAAUCCUGGAGGCAGAGCUCGACCGAUAAACAACUCAGACUUUUACAAUGAAGAUGAAACGAUGGACGGACUAUCUGCUGAGCACAAACUUGUCUGAAGCACUUGCUUUUACUCUUAACAUAAUGAUUUUGUAUAUAUAUAUAUAUAUAUAUAUAUAUAUAUAUAUAUAUAUAUAUAUAUAUAUAUAAAAAUCUCCUUCUCACCCCCGGCGGGGGGGGGGUAUCCAUGUCAUCCUCAAGCUCGGGUCCUCUACCAGAGGCCUGGGAGUUUGAGGGUUCUGCGCAGUAUCUUCGAUGUUCCUAGGACUGCGCUCUUCUGGACUGAGGCUUCAGAUGUUGUUCCUGGGAUUUGCUGGAGCCACUCUCCCAGUUUGGGGGUUACUGCCCCAAGUGCCCCCACUACCACGGGGACCACGCAACCCUUGACCUUCCACAUCAUAUAUAUAUAUAUAUAUAUAUAUAUAUAUAUAUAUAUAUAUAUAUAUUAGUGCUGUCAAAAAUGUCGUGUUAUUAACGCGUUAACUUGACUCAAUUUUAACGGCGAUAAUUUUUUUAUCGUGCGAUUAACGCUCUGUGACAUGAUGUAGGUUUUUCAUAAGCUUUUGAAACUGCCAGGAACUUGGAACAGAAAACCGAUAGCAGCUAGACUGUAAUGCCCCGCACAGCCAGAGUCCUUUGCCCCCCCCAAAGAACCAGCGCGGGCAGGGCGCGCUAGUAGAGAUGGGAUUUAUGGCUCUUUGAUGGGAUCCGCAUCUUUGUGAUCCGUUCUUUGAAAAGAGCCGUUCAAAAGACUGGCUCAUUUGGCUCUUUUUAAAUAUUUAUUCAGUUUUAAGAAGACAGCGUCUAAAGAAGCCAGAUCCCUCUGAACUGUAAACUCAAUGCUAUCCCAGAAAUCCUUCCUGUAAUAUGCAAAUUUGGCCGCCUCUGAUUGGACAGCGCGACGCAUCAACAGGCAGAAAGUGUAAAAGUACAAAAUGUUAAGUGAGCUGAAACAGUAAAGAUCAGAUUCAAUGCAAUAUUUAUCAACGAACAACUUAAAGUUAAUAUAAUAGUGUACUUUAUAUUAUAAUCAAGCAUGUCAAGCCUACCGUCACUGUGAGUUGUAGACUAACUCAAGCAGUAGAUCACUUCACUCAUGGUUCUUUUGCUAGCACCGGUGCUCGGCUUAGGUUUCACGUUGCAGUGGCUGUGUCAAGACGUGUUAUGCUUUGCAAUAAAAAUAAAAUUGGUACAAAGCAAGCCCAUUCACUUUUUUAUGCUGAUAAGAGAAUUACAAUGGUUCUUCAUGUGACAAAAAUACAGUCGCGACAUUAAUCGCGAUUAAAUAUUUUAAUCGCUUGACAGCACUAAUA